AGUAUUGAGCUUGUGUAGUAGUUUUUCUUUUUGUGAUUAUAAAUGGAGUGUUGGAUUCAAGACCAGUGGCCCCUUAAUGGUGAAAGCUCCUUUGCCGAGAGACAGGCUAUGCUUGAGGCGCAAGUGCUUGGAAGCUUAGCCUCCGGUCUUGAAAGUUGCGGGAAUUUUGAGCAGCGAUUUUGGCCAUACGACCAACUGCUUGUAAAGCAUGAGGAGCUUUAUGGUGCUGGGAAGAGCAGCGCACCGGUUUCGAGCUCGGGACCGGAUGGAUCAUUUAACUAUGCCGCCAGCAAUUUCAACGAAGUGGAGUCGCAGCAGUGCGGAUUUGAGCUCGAAAGCCUGCCGAUUCAAAUGCAAGGGUUUGGUAAUUUUCAGUUCGUUCCCGUGCCAGAUUUUCAAGAUGAAGAUUUCGGUUACGCGGAGCUCAAUCUUCCAGUCUGGCAGACUCAGCCGAAUCUCUCAGAGGUAUGCUGUAGAGAAGCGUCCGCCGAGCUGCCAAGGAAUAGCUCCUUUUAUACGCUGGAAGACGUUAUGAAGAAGUUCCCCCGCGUUGAUCCUCUGUUUAUUCCUAGCCCGCCGAUGAGCCUCAGUAUUCCUCCUUCCCCGCAGUUUUCUUCUGAUACGAGCUUGUCUUCAUGCCAAUCGUUUUCCGGUAGCGUUUCAUGCCCGCUGCCGUCGUUACAGCCGAGCGAGGAGGAGACAGAGCAUUUGAAUCAGCUGAUACAGCUACAGGGCGGCCGUAAGCCGCCGUAUGCUUCCGUAGAUCCGCAGAGCGUCGCGGCUCGUCACAGGAGAAGCAAAAUCCGUGAAAAGAUUCGUUCUCUGGAGAAACUGAUACCCCAGGGUUCGAAACUCGACACGACCAGAAUGCUGGAUGAGGCGAUCAAGUACCUCAAAUUCUUGCAAGCACAAUUUGAUGUUUUGGAAUCCAUGCCUCCCGUCGAUUCCCAGCCAUAUCUGAAAACAAACCCUAAGAUUGCCGAUGAUAAUGUCUAUAUUUAUCUGAAGCCAAAUUUUAAUGGCGGAAAUGAUUUGGCGAUGCAGGGAUCAGGUUCUGCUUCCGCUUCAUCAAAGAAGCUAUCUACUGACCAGAUGCUUCACAGCUUACUGAGUUCGUCUAGAAUUCAAAAGAAGCUCUUUAGCGCGGGAAAAGUCAUCGUUACGGUGCAGCAGAAGGAAAUGCUUGCAUCUAAACGGCCUGAUCUAGCAGGUGAUUUUUCCAAAUUUUUCUUCCACUAAUAAAUAUUUAUGCUUCUUAAUUUUUGUCCAUAGCUCCUCUGAAAUGGGUCAGGAGGUUCAUAUUGUAAUGUCGGCACUGUAACUCUUCUCGUACGUGCCUGGAGGUGUGAAGUUUCGUCUGUCGCCUAUUUUGAAAAUUUUGGCAGAACAAAAUUUUGAUGUCGGAAAAUGCUGUGAAGAUUUUCCUGGAUUGGAAAUAUUGAAUUAAAUUGUCAACGUAUU
Cryptomeria japonica (Japanese cedar) is the source of this 1461-nucleotide messenger RNA. RefSeq lists its product as uncharacterized. The record is from RefSeq and is a predicted model, not a curated record. Gene Ontology annotation, biological process: regulation of DNA-templated transcription. The transcript has a single exon. The coding region runs from base 43 to 1239 and encodes 398 amino acids. Gene Ontology annotation, molecular function: protein dimerization activity; DNA-binding transcription factor activity. NCBI's taxonomy places the organism in Eukaryota, Viridiplantae, Streptophyta, Pinopsida, Cupressales, Cupressaceae.